AUGGUUGACAUAGCUCGUGUUUAUUCGCCUGUGGUCGUUUUUUCGAGUAGUGAAGCGCGACCACAAUCAUCCGAUCGUAUUCGAAGUGCUUCAGCUAAACGAUUAUCAAGUCCUAGUACACAUCGCACAUCACGUGUAUCAUCUGCUGUAUCAACUAUUGAAAGUGAUGGUAGUAGCCCUGCACGAUUCACGACAAAUGACAUCAAUGAUGAAAAAGAUUUGGAAACAGAACUUAAAGAAGAACUUACUACUCCCUUAACUGGUAUUAAUCUUCUUGAGUUAAUUAAUGAUAAAAUCUCUAAACUUGAUCGAGCAUUAAGAUCAGUUGAAGCCCCAUCGGAUGCAAGUAAAAAUCAAGCAUUAAUUACUUCCGAAAAACUUCGAGCUAAUGCAAUACAAAAUGGACAAUCAAGACAACAAGUACAGCAAUUUGCGGGUCUUCUUGCUUUUAAAUCUACUUUUCAAGAUCAAAUUACAGCAACAGUUAAACCAAAAGGAAGUUCUAACACAUUAUUAGAUCAAGAUCAAUCAACAUUAUUAGAAAUUUUUCAAUAUCCCGGUUUUGAAGACAAUCGUGUUACUCCAUUACCAUUUAAUAUUUCUCUCGAUAAACAAGUCAUGAGACAUGUGCUUCCAAAACGAUAUACUCUAUCAAAACAAGACAUGUUUUGGUGGGUAUUUCUUGAAAAUUAUCAAAAUCAACCUAAAAUUCAAAAGAAAUUACUUGAAAGAUCUUCAAAUAACUAUGUUGCUCUUCUUAUGAUGGAAAUCGAUUUACGUUAUCGCGAUAAAUGUUUCCAGGUUUAUCCAUCACUUUUAGCUGAAACUAUUUUUGCAUGUUUUAAAGUAUGUUUUCCAGCAUCAAUUAAGCAGAUGCCUGCUGAUGCUGAAGCAGCUGGAAAAAACAAUGAUGAAAAUAAAAAUACACCAUUAGAACUUGGAAAUUUAUCAGAGACUCCUGGUCAACGCAUGAAAGAAUUAGUUAAUUUAGAUACAUUUAAAAAUUCAAUUUCAAACAUUUGUCAAUUAUGGUUAGGUGGCAUUCCAGCACCACCUCGUCGAUAUGAACAGUGGCGAUCAAAAAUUGUUCAGCAAGAAAAAAUAUCAUUUAAAGAAACAACACCUUCACCAACUUUAGUAGCCGCUCCUACAGUAACAACAGCACCAUCAGCACCAAAUACUUUAUUAACGAUGCCAUCAACUUCACGUAGUUCAGUGAUAAAUGGUGCAAAAAUUUCUGGAAGUGAAAGUGCUGUUUCAAGUUCUUAUCAUGUAUCAUUCAAACUAAAUAAACGCAAAGAACCACAUGAACUUCUGGAUGAAAUGUAUAAGCAUACAUAUGACCCAUUACCUGAUCGUCGUGUUCUUUUCGAAGAUUAUCGCUUUGAUUUAAAUGGUAAUUCGCCAUUAACAGAAAAAUUCUUACGUUCAAGUCAAAUGUUUAAAAAUACUGGUACACAACUUUUUAUAUCACAUCCACAAAUAAUUCAAGUACCAUCAGUUAGCGCUGAAACAUAUGAUAAUGAAAUAAAACGAGCUGCCAAAAUUUGUCGAAUUGUACGAGCUCAAAAACAUAAAGAACGAGCUGAACAGCAAGCACAACGUUAUCGACAGGCAGCAAGGCAACGAGCAGCAACAUCAAAAACACGAGAUGAACUUGAAAAAGAAGAAAAUAAAGGUUUUAUUUACAGACGACCGAUCAUGAAUCGUCGUAGUGAUGAUUUAAUAUCAAUCUCUCAACUUUCCUUCAAAUCUCGUCAAUGA
Rotaria sp. Silwood1 is the source of this 1764-nucleotide messenger RNA. The record is from the annotation of a GenBank genome assembly. NCBI's taxonomy places the organism in Eukaryota, Metazoa, Rotifera, Eurotatoria, Philodinida, Philodinidae.